Molecule: messenger RNA, 2392 nt
Organism: Oncorhynchus mykiss (rainbow trout)
Lineage: Eukaryota; Metazoa; Chordata; Actinopteri; Salmoniformes; Salmonidae
Source: RefSeq, a predicted model, not a curated record
GAACACUCUAGUCCAAUGCCCCAGAGACCAGUCUCAGCCACCAGAAACAUGACUCUUCCCAGGACCAGCUCAGCCACCAGAAGUAUGACUCUUCCCAGGGCCAGCUCAGCCACCAGAGGGUCAGAAGAGACCCAGGGGGCCAGAGGAGAACGGGGGGAACUGGUCAACAUGGAACUUCUUGGGUUGCCUAACAUUGGCAACACUUGCUUCCUUAACGCCACCCUGCAGUGCCUCCUGGUCCUGCCUUCCUUCUCAAAGGAAAUCCUGCACCAGGAACAACUCUGGAGCUCCUCCCCCUUCUCCAACCUGCUCAGGUGUCUGUCUGAUGUGCACCGUUCAGGUCUACCUGACAGUGUGGCAAACCAGGCCUCAAAAGCAGACCUCAUGUGGAAGGUCAAGUACUCCUUGUCGGGAUACGAUUUGAAGUAUCUGGGGGACACGCAACAGGACGCACACGAGUUACUUGUCAAUAUGCUGUGCCAGCUGAAGGAGGAGGGCAUGAUUCUGAAGACACUCGGGAUGAACUAUACCUGCCCUGUUUCCCAGCUGGAGUUCCAGCUUGUGUCGGUGCGCACAUGUACCAGCUGUGGGCGCGAGUCGUCUACCAGAGAGGACUACAACCACCUCUCAUUGGACAUCAGCCCUGAGCGCACCUUGCUGAACAGCCUAGCACUCACUUUCAAAAGUGAACAGGUUGAAUUCACAUGUGAGGGCUGUAAAGGCCUCCACGCCUCAAAGGUGGAGCAGUUCCACACACUGCCUCUUGUGCUGGUUCUGCAUCUGAAGAGGUUUGGAGGACCUGGGGGGUUGGAGAAGCUGGAGGCUCCUCUUUUGUUUCCUUCGGAGCUGAGGCUCUCCACCCUCUGUGGGGACAUGGUGCCACACCUGCACAGUGCCAGCCCACAGGCCCUCACCAACCAGGCCCCCAGCAUCCAGGGGUCCAUCCCCCAGACCCUCGCCAGCCAAGUCUCCAGCCCACCUGGAGCGGCAAAAGACAGCGCCCUCUGCUGUUCAGAAGCAGAAGCCAGUACAGUCAGUGAAUGGUUACUACCAGCUGACUGGCGUAGUCUCUCAUUUGGGAGGCUCCGCAAACUCCGGGCACUACAUUAGUGACAUAUUGCAUGCCAGUGGAAACUGGUUCUGCUGUAACGACAGCCAGGUGUCAGUGUCCAAUGAAGCCACUGUGCUGAGGACCAGAGCCCGGAGUGCCUACAUGCUCUUCUAUAUGUUCAGGUACUGUUUACUCUCGCCAUCUAUAUUCUUGUGUUGCUAUUUAUGUGUACGGUUCCUUUCACCCUACAGGGCAAUAGAGCGGGAGGCCCCAGCACACAGGGCCUAACAGGGCCACCAGCAUCAGCCCCAGCCUAAACAGGGGCAGCACCUGGACCAGCCUCCAAACACUCAGACCUGUCUCAACAGGGGUAGUACCAGGCCCACUCUCAAAACCCCCAGCCCAGCCUCAACCCUCACACACCUGCCUCAAAAUGGGUAGCACUUGGCCCAACAUCAACAACCCCGAGCCCAGCAACAUCAGGGGCAGCACGGGGCCCAACAUCAACACACCCAGCCCAGCCUCAACAUGGGAAGAACCAGGCCCAGUCUCAACAUGGGCAGAACAAGACCCAGCCCCAACACCCUCAGACCUGCCUCAACAGGUGCAGCAUUCAGCACAACUUCAAUCAUGCUGCUCUUCAACACUAGCAUGAACAUUCUUUCAGUAGCUUAUGUCAUAAAUACCUGCCCUUGAUUUGACUACUUCACCUAAUGUAUAAACGUAUAAAGUAUACACACUAAAUGUAGUACACAUGUAGAUGUGGUGGAUAGAGAGUGUGAUUAUUUAGAGGAUAUAACAUCCCUUCUAUUUGGUUUGGUUUGAAAUCCUCCUGUUGUGAAAUACACUGUGGUGUCUAACCUCUUUUUCAGCAUGGUCACACCGGAAGACCUGCAAUAUUAAUAAAGACAAGCAAAUGUAAGAAAAUCCCAUUUAAGAUGAUUCUGUUGACCGUUGUAACUCUUUAACACAGGAAGAUUUAUGGUCUGGGAUUCAGGCCGGUCCUAACAGGAAACGUGACAAAGGGAAGCAGCUGUAAUGGAGCCUUCUAACACCCAAUCAGGUCUGGAGGAGGAAUGUCACAUAAAGAUUCAGAGAUGCUAUGAGUAUCUUUUGAAGUUACUCUCCAGUUGAAUUUGAAUAAAUACAGACAUGAAAAUGCUGGGCUACGGAUGUGACCUUGGUUCUGUGAGUAGAGUAACGGGUCACCAAACAACCUAUGGGAACUCCUUCCCUUUAUCGUGAUGUGAUUGAGAUGCUUAAUAUCAACGAUGUUUACAAUGACGCCACACCCUUACUGUACCAUUGUGACCUGUCACUAUUAAAGGCUGUGUGACGUGA